UUUUAAAAAUUAUAUAUUUGAUUUAAUCAUGUGUAGAGAAAAAUCCUUCUGCUCUGUGGAAUCAUUCUUAUGCUUCCUUCAAAUUAUGGUAGUAGUGCUGCUUCUACUUGAUGAUAAAACAUGUGAUGCAAUUACUAAUAACAAUACAAAUUGUCCUCCUUCUUCAUGCGGCAAAAUGAGAAACAUAAAACAUCCAUUUCGACUCAAGAGUGAUCCAACAAGAUGUGGUGAUAAGAGGUACGAGUUAUCAUGCGAAAACAACAUGACAAUGUUAACUCUGUUUGAGGGAAAAUACUAUGUGAAGGAAAUAAACUACAAAAACUACACAAUUCGGUUAGUUGAUCCAGCAAUUGAAGAGGGUACUGAUUGCUCUUCCAUGCCUCGCUAUUACUUAUACGCUUCUAAUUUUACAAGUAAUUACAAUCCUAGCUACCUCGGGGAUCAAUAUCGAACCUUCCAAAACAGAAUAAUUGAGACUGCUGAUUAUUUAGCAUAUUUCUAUUCUGAUGAGUUGCCAAUGUUCCAGCACGUAAUUUACAUGAAUUGUAGCAAUCCUGUGCGGGAUGAUCCGGUGUACGCGGAUACAGCUUCUUGCGUGAAACUGAAUUCUGAAGGUUAUGUUUAUGCUAUCGCUGGGGACUUGAAAGUUCAAAACACAAAAGAUGACUGCCACGUGGAGGUUGUUGCCGCGAUAUCUUUUUUUGAUUUUAAUUAUAGUCAUUAUGGAGGGGCAUGGGACAUUCCCAAUCGAAAGUUUUCGUACGGUGAAAUUCAUAGGAUGUUGGUCGGUGGAUUUGAGGUUUCGUGGAUGAGCGGUCCUUGUGAAGAGGUUUGUAACAUCUCAAAUUGCUUUUUAAGUAAAAUCACUGGAAUUAUUCAAUGCACUGAUUGGGCUGAUCACUGGGGUCUCAUUGUUUUCUUUACAAAAUUGAUAAAUAUAUAUCGAACAAGGCAUACAUCAAUGUAUGAAAAUAUAGAAGAUUUUCUUCAAGGUAACUCUCUCGUGCCAAUAAGGUAUUCUUACAAAGAGAUAAAGAAUAUGACUAAAAGUUUUAAGGACAAGUUGGGUGAAGGAGGCUAUGGUACAGUUUAUAAGGGAACAUUACGCAGUGGGCCUUUGGUAGCCAUAAAAAUGUUGGGUAAAUCUAAGGGUAAUGGACAAGAUUUCAUUAAUGAAGUUGCAACCAUAGGAAGAAUACAUCACACCAAUGUGGUACGACUUAUUGGAUUUUGUGUUGAGGGAUCAAAACGUGCUCUUGUUUAUGAUUUCAUGCCCAAUGGAUCUCUUGAUAGAUAUAUUUCCUCUAGAGAUGAUACUAUUUCUUUAACAUAUAAGAAAAUGUAUGAGAUAUCUCUUGGAGUGGCUCGUGGUAUUGCUUAUUUGCAUCAAGGUUGUGACAUGCAAAUUUUACAUUUUGAUAUCAAGCCUCACAACAUCCUUCUUGACGAAGACUUCAUCUCCAAGGUUUCAGACUUUGGUCUUGCAAAACUUUAUCCAGUUGACAAUAGCAUUGUAUCUUUGACUGCUGCAAGAGGAACAAUUGGUUACAUGGCUCCUGAAUUGUUUUACAAAAAUAUUGGUGGAGUUUCUUAUAAGGCUGAUGUGUAUAGCUUUGGAAUGCUCUUGAUGGAAAUAGCAAAUAGGAGAAGAAAUUUGAACUCACAUGCAGAUGAUUCAAGCCAAAUUUUCUUUCCCUUUUGGAUUUACAAUCGAUUGAUUGAAGAAAGGGAGAUAGAAAUAUUAGGAGAUGCUACUGAUGAGGACAAGAAUAAUGUGAAAAAGAUGUUCAUAAUUGCUCUAUGGUGUAUACAAUUGAACCCCAGUGAUCGUCCUUCUAUGGAGAGAGUAAUAGAAAUGCUUGAAGGAGAUAUUGAAAAUAUUAAAAUUCCGCCAAAGCCUUCUCCAUAUCCAACUGAAGAAGAAACUAUAUCUAGAGAAUCUAUAUCGGAUGAUGAUAUCUCUGGGUCAAUUAGUUUUCUUGAAGAAACUGUAGAAGAUCCUUUACAAUAGUAUUAAACUACCAAUGAUAAUAAUUACUAGGUUUUUGGGUUUUGAUUUUCAUUGAGUUAGAAUUUCCCAUUACACAAAAUUUGCAAGCAUGGGUUAUUAUUUCUUAAUAUGUUGGAAAAAAAAGUUUAAUAUAAAUACAUUAUCGAUUUGUACCAAAAAAAA
This is a messenger RNA of Cicer arietinum (chickpea), 2173 nucleotides long. The record is from RefSeq and is a predicted model, not a curated record. NCBI's taxonomy places the organism in Eukaryota, Viridiplantae, Streptophyta, Magnoliopsida, Fabales, Fabaceae.